This is a messenger RNA of Cokeromyces recurvatus, 904 nucleotides long. RefSeq lists its product as uncharacterized. The transcript is spliced from 4 exons. The coding region runs from base 215 to 826 and encodes 203 amino acids. The record is from RefSeq and is a predicted model, not a curated record. NCBI's taxonomy places the organism in Eukaryota, Fungi, Mucoromycota, Mucoromycetes, Mucorales, Mucoraceae.
AACAAAAGCUAGAUUUAAACAUGGAAGAAACUGUUUUUGUAUUUUGGGUUGGUUUAAAUGACAUUUAUAGAAUUCUUGAAGAUGAUGAAGAUGUGGAAACAAAACUUGUUCAAGUAGUCAAUUGUAUUAGUACAAAUAUUCGUAAUUAUUAGCAUCAAGUAGAAAAAAGGCAACUCUUCAAUUCAAUGAACAAUUAAUAAAGGAAGUAGAAAGAAUGAAUAAACACUUGACAUCGUUAGAGUUAGAUGUAGUAGAUAUUCAUAAGCUAAUGAAUGAUAUCAUAAGUCAGCCAGAUUUAUUUAACAUAAAGAAUGUGAAAGAAUCUUAUUGGGAGAGUUGUGAAGGCUCGUGUAUGGAUGAAAUAGAUGCUUAUGUUUGGUGGGACAAAACGCAUUUGACAGGAGGUGUACAUCGUUUGAUUGCGAAUAGUAUUUUAAUGGCUGGAUCUUUAGGCCCUGAAAGCUAUUUAGAUGACAGUCUCAACGUGAAUCAGCUUCUUCAACAGCCUAAUUCAACUUACAAGUCACCUAUUUAUAAGGCAGAAAAGAAUACAGCUGAAAUUGACAAAGUAAUAAAGACGAUGAAGGAUAAUAAAUCAAUAGAACAACAGACUUCCUUUACAGAAGAUCCAUCGAUGAAGCCCUAUUAUUCUAUUUAUGUUGGAAUAUCCGUCACUCUCCUUAUUUCUAUUGGAUUCAUUAUGUUUAACAAAAAGAGAAGAAGUCAUGUAAUAACAGCAUUAUUGAGUUUAUUUAAUCAUCCUAUUGAACGUGGUGGUAGAUUUAUGCCAUUGCGUAAUAUGGAUGAUCCUGAAGGACAAUCAUAAUGUUGUCAAUAUAAUAAAGAAGAUGAAUAGUUAUAUUUAUCAUAAUUGACAACAUUUUAUAUAGCAAAAAAAAAAAAA